This is a messenger RNA of Diceros bicornis minor, 1924 nucleotides long. RefSeq names its product parathymosin (gene PTMS). The transcript is spliced from 7 exons. The record is from RefSeq and is a predicted model, not a curated record. Bases 1 to 1413 code for a protein of 470 amino acids. Gene Ontology annotation, biological process: negative regulation of apoptotic process; positive regulation of transcription by RNA polymerase II. Gene Ontology annotation, molecular function: histone binding. Gene Ontology annotation, cellular component: nucleus. NCBI's taxonomy places the organism in Eukaryota, Metazoa, Chordata, Mammalia, Perissodactyla, Rhinocerotidae.
AUGACCCCAACCACCCCGCCCCCUCCUUACACCAGCCGCUCCCAGGCCUCCCCCGGGCGGGCCUCACUAUCCCCACCGCGCCUGCCGGCGGCUCCCCCGACCCCUGCCUUCGCCGGGCGCACAGGAGAGGCAGGCCUGACCCUCUCCCCUCCCGGCAUCCCGGGCUCCCAGACCCUGCAGCCCUGCAGGCCCGCUCCCGUCCGGACCCGGCUGCCCGCUCUGCUCCAGGCUCACCGGUCCCCGAUUCGGGCUCAGCGGCCCAUCCGGCUGGUCUCGCCUCUCGCUGCCACCUCCGUCCCCCCCCUCGGCCCACGGAGCCCGAAGCACGGCCAGGCCCGGACGGAAGUGACGUCACGAUGGGACAGCCCCCCCCCCCGGGGGGGGCCGGGCCGCGGAGCUCCGCCUCCUGGUGGGCGUGGGGAGAAGGCGAGGGCGCGCUCCCGGGGCGCGGGGCCGCUGAUCCGGGGCCGCGGGGUCGGGAUUCGGAGAGGUCCCUCCCCGCAGGAACCCCACCCCUUCCCACCUCCUCGCCCCACUCUUUUCUCCGCGACCGUCAGUCUCUCCAUUUCCCCCUGCUGGUCUUGUCCCUCCCGCCUCUCGCGCUCUCCCUCCCCUCGCUUUCAUCCUCCUAUCCCCACCUCUCCAACCUCCGCUUUCAUCCCCCUCCCCUCUCCUCUCCUCCCCGCUCCCGCCUGCCCCACCCCUGGGAAGCCCCUCCCGUCGGGCAGCUCCGCCUAUAUAAGCGGGUUCCCUGCCCGGGGGCGGCAGCGGCUGGUCGGCGGCAGCUCUGCUGGUGCGGGGGCGGCGAGCCGAGGACCGAGCGACCGCGGCCGGAGCGCGCCGGCCACCGCCCGCACCGCCCUUGCGCCCGCUCUCCGGACGGCCGCAGCCCUGCGGGUCUCCGCUCCAGACCCACCCCCGCCCCACCCCGCGCGCCUCUGCCGCCUCUUCCAGAGACCCAGCUUGCUGAGCGGCCGCCGCUGCUGCUGUCGCCGCCGCCGCCGCCACCGCGCCAGGUUCCGGCCGCGGCCACCCUCCGCCGUCCAGGGCCCCUCCGUCCCGCCCGCGGGACCCCGGCUCCCCGCCAGCCCCGGCCCCGGCACCAUGUCGGAGAAGAGCGUGGAGGCAGCGGCCGAGUUGAGCGCCAAGGACUUGAAGGAGAAGAAAGAGAAGGUGGAGGAGAAGGCAAGCCGGAAAGAGCGAAAGAAAGAAGUGGUGGAGGAGGAGGAGAACGGAGCUGAGGAGGAAGAAGAAGAAACUGCUGAGGACGGAGAGGAGGAGGAUGAAGCGGAAGAAGAAGAUGAGGAAGAAGAAGAAGAUGAUGACGAAGGGCCUGCGCUGAAGAGAGCUGCUGAAGAGGAGGAUGAAGCGGAUCCCAAGCGGCAGAAGACAGAAAAUGGGGCAUCAGCAUGAGCCCCCUGCCAGUGGGCUGGGGGUGGGAGGCCCCUCAGGGCCUGGAGGUGGGGUGGGAACAGAUGAGUGCAGCCACUUUUCACCUGGCUCCUUGCUCUGGGCCCUGCACCAGAGCUGCCACCCUCUUUCUCCCCAGCCUUCUCAUGUCCGCCUCUCCAGACACUGCCCCUCCCUCCAUCCUUACUCUGCCAUUGUUCCACCUCCUGACCUGCUCCAUCUGAGCUCCCCAGCUGGUCCCCAGUGGCUCCUCUCCCCUUCCUUGCCCUCUUUCUCCCUCCUCCAGCCAAUCCCACCCCUCUUCUGGUAGCCUAUCCUUCCUCACCUCUGCAUCCCAGCCUCGUGUCCUGCCCAUCCCUCCCCUGCCUGAUCCCUAGGUCUCCCUCAGAUCCCCUUCUCUCAGACAGCGCCAGGCCGGGGUGGGGUCAGGGUUGGGGCCAAGCCCCACAGCCGCCCCCCUCCCCUCCCCUUUUUGUAUAAUUUAAUAAAGAAAUGGUCGCGCUUCUGUUUUUAA